Messenger RNA from Scatophagus argus, 4673 nucleotides. RefSeq names its product inturned planar cell polarity protein (gene intu). Gene Ontology annotation, molecular function: protein binding. Gene Ontology annotation, biological process: nervous system development; establishment of planar polarity; cilium assembly. Lineage: Eukaryota; Metazoa; Chordata; Actinopteri; Scatophagidae. Bases 1367 to 4234 code for a protein of 955 amino acids. Gene Ontology annotation, cellular component: cilium; cytoplasm. The transcript has 17 exons. The record is from RefSeq and is a predicted model, not a curated record.
UAGUUGGGCGAGCUCUGUGUUUCGUUAAGACUAUACUUUCAGGGAUCAUUUCUAUAGUUUCUUACUUGAGAAAUGUGUUUCUAAAGUGUAUGGUCUCGCUAACCACGAUGAAGAGUUGGUGAUACUCUUUCCUGAGCGCGAAGCGGGUAGAGAGACUUGAUUGAUUUCAUAUGCUCUCUGCUUUUGAUGACCGUUCACUGUCUCCUCUGGGGACGAUGAGGGAAAGAGUAUGAUCAGAGUGGUAGUGUAUCUGUGUUUAAUGAUAAAUGUCUGUAAUCCAGCGAAUGUGAGAAGUUUAGCCGGUUGUAAAGGUGUUAUUUUUCCCAUCAGCCAUUGGUGCUGGUUAGCCUGUCAUUAACGUUGAAGUUACAGAAAUAACUAGUACGUAGUUAAUCACAAGCAAUGCUGGUGAUGAAGUAGAGUACAUUUGCUCAAUUAUUGUGCAGGUUUGAUGUAUUUGUACUUCACAUUGGUGGUACUUUAGACGGAUAUGUUAUCUCUUUGCUUUAUUAUCAUUAUAGUCAUCAUUGAUCAUAAUUGCUAGUUGCAUAGAUGGAUAUGAUUUUACCUCAAUUGCAGUCUGUCAAAAUAUACACAACCCCCAUUAUUAAUAAUCUCGUGGCAGUAUAAUUCUUUGCCAUUGAAGACUUUUACUAGAGCGCAUUUCAAAUAAAUCUCUCCACAACAUUUAUCUCCCAGCUGGAGUAACUUUUUAUUUUCAUAAUAACGUUUUAGAUGCUUGGAUACCUUUUUUUAAUGAAAUGGCACUGAAACAGCCCGAUAUAAAUAAACGUUUAUUGGUGCUUUUGUUGAACAAAAUGACAUGAGUGUUUCGUCCAUACGCGUGGUGAAGUAACGUUAAGUGCCCAGACUCUUUUCAUGGAAGUACAAACGGGGGGGCUUGUCUGCCGAGCUUUUUGUUAGUAGCCCUGAGUAGGCGGGUUUUUACUCCACCUGCCAAGAAGACCGCUGCUGGGACAAAUUCCGCUCUGCUGGCCUGGAGAAACACUCAAAACUUUUAAAAAAGGGACCAAUGGUUUUCCUCUGUGUCUUUGAGUAGCGUUGGUGUCGAACCGCUCACUAUUCCGUGUGAGUGAUUGACGUGAGAAACCGGAGGAGGAUUCGUUCUGGUCUUGGAGACGCGGUUCAGGCUGCAUUCUGGUGCUCAUGCGGUCAGAAACUUCACAUGGGGUAGAGGAAAGGGAUUAAUUUUGAUUUUAUCGGUGGUCGAGAACAAAGAGUUUCCUAAGCUUUUCCCUUGGAUCUCUUGGAAUUUAAAGGGUUUUAAAUUGCUUCGUCAAAAACUGGAAAAUUGAAGUUAACGCAGCGUUUUUGGCCGCACUCCCGGCGGAAACAUGACAUACAAAUGAUGUUUAACAUUUCUAUAGAUGGAAGCUCCUUCUCUAAAAAUUUGGAGGACUUUGACUCUAUUCGCAGUGUUCUCCUGUACAGUGACUUGGAACCAGAAUGGCUUGAUGACAUUCAGAAGAAUGGCGAACUUUUCUACCUGGAGCUGAGUGAGGGUGAGGAGGAGGCUGCGUUAUCUCAAGCCAGCGCCAAUCAAAGUGUUUCCACUAAUCAUGUUCGCUUUUGCGAAAAGGAGGCAGAGGUCAUCACAGAGCAAAACAAGAAGCAGCGAUGCGGUUCACGGUCGAAAGGUGAGACCACACUUAAAAGGCUAGCCAGGAUGCUGAGGAGAAAACGUCGGCCAUCUCAGCGCAGAGGAGGAGGGAAUGAUGGGGGUAAAGAGAGCUCCACCUUGUCGUCACCUCCAGCGUCCAUCUUGAAGAACCAGCCAGGUCAAAGGCAAGGUGUGACAGUUCAGCAGCAGCAGCUGAAGGAAGUGUGCGUCUACCUCAACCCUAAACGUCUAGGAGGUUCAUCAACACCUCUAUCUCAUAGUGGAGGCCUGCUUGAAGCGCUGCUGGGGGUGGUGCAUCGCCCCUCCUGGAACAGAGGACAAGGAGACCCUGCAGUGGUCAGACAAGAGGAAAGACUGACUGUUCAUGGAUUAAUACCCAACAGCCCGGCCAUCAAAUGUGGCCAAAUCCUUAUCGGUGAUGUGCUUGUAGCGGUGGACGAUGUGGAUGUGACCUCAGAAAACAUUGAGAGGGUUCUCUCCUGCAUCCCAGGACCAACACAGGUGAGACUAACCAUUGAGACAGUGGCUCUGGGGGAUGACAGCAGCGCGAGUGACACGUCAUCGGUCCGUAAGAUGAAGGCGUCUCCACCGGUCAGCCAGCUGGUGCGUCUUCUGUGGGGGGAGGACACAGCUGAACUUCAGAUGUCCAUAGGACACAUCCCGCAUAUUGUUAUGUACCUCUCACUUAAACUGGACUCAGCAUCACCACAGGAGGAGGAGGAGAUCUUGUACCAGUACCCGGUGUCUGAAGCAUCCAGCCAGCUGAAAGGAGUCAGGGGGAUCUUCCUCACGCUGUGUGACAUGCUGGAGAAUGUCACAGGAGGGCAGAUCAUCAGUUCUUCUCUGCUGCUCGGGAAACAUCUGGUACAUGUGGGCUACUGGAAGGAAAGCAACAACCUGUUAGUGAUUGGUCUUCCUGCUGAGAGGGUUCCACUGCUGUAUCUGCAGACGGUGUUGGGAGACGUAGUCCGGACACUGAAAGUGAUGUAUGGCUCCUUAGACAGUGCCUUCUGUAAAGGGGACCACGCUCCCAGGCUGGACCAUUUCUUCUGCCUCUUCUUCCAGCAGCUCAUCCAGCCGUCUCGCUUGAGGGACGGCUCCUCGGCCCCGCACCCCGACGUCUCAGGGACAGUUUUCCUCGAUGGACUGCCUGCAGUCCGUUGGCUCACACUACCUCCAGAAAUCAAGGUGGAGGUGGACACUGUUCUCUCUGAUUUCGAGUCCUCUGAUUUUGGAGAAAUGUCUGAGGACUUUUUUGGCCUGAGGCGUCUCUAUGUGAUUCUUGGCUCCUGUUUGUUCUACAAGUCCUACCUGAUCGCCAACCAUUUGCCUAAAGAGGACCUGCUGGAUGUGUGCCUGUACUGCCAGCAUUACUGCCUGCUGCCGCUGGCGUCUGAGCAGCGGGUGGGUCAGCUGGUCAUCUGGAGGGAGGUGUUUCCUCAGCAGAGAGCCAAUGACAACGGCAGCGCAGCGCCAGGCUACAGCCAGCCGCUAGCACGACACUUCCUCCUCAUAGUGGGGCUGAGGCAUUUCAUGCAAUGCGUGCUGUUGGAAGCGGGAGGUUGUGCCUCAUCAGCUUUGGGUUCUCCAGGACCUGAUUGUGUUUAUGUAGAUCAGGUGAAGGCCACCUUGCUGCAGCUGGAGGUGUUGGAGGCAGGUAUUGAGGAGCGUCUGAAUGCUCCACCCGCUCCCUGCCUGUCCUGUGCGGACUGGUUCCUCCCCGCAGCCACGGCCCGCGACCGCCUGGACAGCCUGGCUUCCUCCUCCCCCGUCCUCAGCAAGCUAGCCGGGGCAGUUAAAGGCUCCUCCGCAGGCUCCAGAGGCCGCAGCCUGUUUGGGGAGAAGGCCCGGAGGUCCAGCCCCCAGAGGAGCCUGUCGGACAGUGGGAGUGAGGGACAGAUGGAUGCUGGGUCAGGGUCUGGUGCAUCGGUGCCUCCAGGCUUCAGUCCACAUUCCACGCCGGACUCUGCGAGGAAGCUUGGGGGCCGACGAGACUCGCUGGGGUCCGGAGGGUCUGAUGGGAGCGGAGGCAGCGGAGGUCUCUUCAGGAUUCCCAGGAUGAAGCACCCAAACCCAUUCUACCUGGGCACCCUGAAGAAGACCCUGACAGAAAGGGAGACAGAGGAGAUGUACAACACCACCAUGAAGCUGACAUCAGGGGCAGAGAACACCUUGUUCCACUACGUCCUGAUGGAAACGGUUCAGGGGAUCUUCAUCGCUCCUACUCACAGAGAGGUGGCUCAGCUCAGCGGCUCCAUUCACCCGCAGCUCAUCCGCAACUUUCACCACUGCUGCCUCUCCAUACGGGCUGCCUUUCAGCAGAGUCUGCCAGCCAGAGGUCGUCGGGCUGCAGACAGGCCUCAGGGCAGUGGUUGGGGUCUGGGUCCAGUGAAGGAACAUGGGGUUCUGUUCCAGUGUAAACCUGAGAACUGGACUGACCAGAGGAAACCUGCUCCCACCAUGACUUACUGGGUCAUAGGACGGAUGUUGCUCGAGCCCGUCCCUCAGGAAUUCUACGUGUGUUUCCAUGACUCGGUAGCAGAAGUUCCCGUAGAGAUGGCCUUCAGACUCUCCUUCGGCCUAGCUUUAUGAUGAGUCAUCUUCACCCGUUAGAUCACUGACAAUGACAGACACAAGACUGUCGUGAACCGAUGUCAUUUUUGUGCCUUGUUGCCUCGUGUUUAAGUGUGUUUGUGUGUGCGUUUGUGCAGACUGAAAGCCACUCAGUCAAUGAAUACCUCACACACUUUGGUGUAAACCUCUGAUAAGACCAGACAAAGACGUUCCAGUGAGAGCAGUUGCCCUGACAGAUUGCUGCCAUAAAGUUUACUAAGAUGGACCAGUGAAAAUCAUGCUGCUGCUGCUGCACACAUCUCCAUGUUGACAGAGCAAAUACGGUCAUACUGAUAGCGUUGGAAAGGCAUUACAUUUGUUACUUAAUUUAAGAUGUACAGUUUUGUAUGGAAAUUGAGUCAUUUGUGACAGAAUUAACAUUGAGAUUAAAGAUGCAAAACUUUUAUUCUCUCACAAC